Messenger RNA from Acomys russatus (golden spiny mouse), 4857 nucleotides. It is a transcript of the gene Cpap, whose product is annotated as centromere protein J. The record is from RefSeq and is a predicted model, not a curated record. Lineage: Eukaryota; Metazoa; Chordata; Mammalia; Rodentia; Muridae. Bases 204 to 4181 code for a protein of 1325 amino acids. Gene Ontology annotation, molecular function: tubulin binding. Gene Ontology annotation, cellular component: centrosome; nucleus; centriole. The transcript is spliced from 17 exons. Gene Ontology annotation, biological process: cilium assembly; centriole elongation.
UCGGAGCAGACUGGGCGGGGCCAGUCCCGGAGGCGGGGCUCUGGCCGCUGCGGAGGUUGUGGCGGCUCGUUUGUAAAUGCCCGGGCGGGUCAAUGCAGAUAAUCACUGCUCCGAGUGGUCUGAACGGCUGGUUCUUCUUGGAAAGGUGUUGGAAGUCAGUAGGUGUUCUGGAUCUCCCAUUGUUCAAAUAGCACUAGAUUAAAAUGUUCCUGAUGCCAACCUCUUCAGAAUUCAGCAGUGGGCAGCACUUCCUCACCCAGUGGAUGACCAGUCCUUCUCGGGCUGGGGUCAUAUUAAAUCGAGGAUUUCCUGUUUUGGAAACAGACGAGAAGCAAGCAGCUACAAAUGUUUCUAGCACCUUCCCUGUUCAAGCCACACAUUUUUCAAAUAGUUUCAGCAUUAGUAGUGAAGAGGAUUCCUUCCGUGAAGAACAGAGGUUGGAGGCUGGAGGGCCUUAUAAGCUACAGCCAGAGAACUCGGAAGCUCACGCAGUCUUUCCUUUAGCUAAAAAGGAACCAACAGAGUCCUGUCAGGAAGCUCCUGGAUGCCAGGAGGAUAACAAAAAUGACUUUACGCCUGAUCUUGCAACUGAACUCAAAGAAGCAGCGAAUAAAAAUCUGCUUUUUAAAAAACUGGAACAGCUGAAGGAAACACAGCAAAAGAAGCAGGAGCAGCUGAAGAGGCAGCAGCUGGAACAGCUGCAGAGGCUCAUGGAGGAACAGGAGAAGCUGCUCCUCAUGGUGUCUGGGCAGCGCAUGUUUCCAGGAACGUUACUACCUGAUGAGCAGAGCCAGAAGUAUAGAGCUUCAGGAAAUUUAGCCUCAGCGGAGAAAGCCACUCUGCCGUCACAUAGCUACCCAAAUCCAUCCCAAGAAAACCUGCAUGCUCCCAUCAUUUUCCCCGAUGAACAAAGCAAUUUCUGUAGAGCUGCUCAACAAGAGUCCAUCUUAACUUCAAAAAAUGCUUCUGAUUUGUGUGUUGAGUCACAAUAUCAAGAGGCACAUGUGAAGAGAAAUGACGUAAAGGAAGAAAGUGCUAGCCAUCCCGCAGGAGAAGGCCUCCUGCUGCCGCGACGGGAGAAGAAGAUGGGGAGGGGUGAGGAAGGGAAGAAUGCGAGCUUACAGAACCGUGGAGAUUCCUUGGACGUGGUUAGUGUUGAAGAAAGGCCUAUCAAAGCUGCCAUUAGAGAAAAGACGAAGACGUUUGAGGACUACCUAGAAGAGCAGAUCCGGCUGGAAGAGCAAGAGCUGCGGCAGAGGCAGCUGCAGGAAGCAGAAGGACCCCCGCCAAUGAAAGCAAAACCCAAGCAACCAUUUUUAAAGCGAGGAGAAGGAUUAGCUAGGUUUACUAAUGCUAAAUCUAAGUUUCAAAAAGGGAAAGAGAGUAAACCAGUGAGUAGCCAGAGCCCGGCAGAGGAGCAGUCUGUGUUUAAAGUAGACAGACAGCCCUUGCAGAGGAAAACUGCUCUCAUAAGCAAAGACCUGUGUGCAGAGACCCCCACUGUUAAAAAGGACAGGAAGGCUAGAACCAGGGCUGCUUCUGCCUCACUCAGUCAGAAACCCAAAGUGACCAAGAUCAGUAUGAGGGAAAGUCUCUCUCCACCAGGGCUUAAAGCACAGAUGGGAAAGAAAUGUGAUGGACAAUUUAGACAUGAGAUCACAUCAGAAAGAAACAUACAAGCUAAUAAUAAGGAAAACAUACCUGCAUUUUUAAAGUCCUGUGAUCCUGGAUGCAAAGUGUGGAAUAAAGCACAGGGGACAGACAGACUUCCUCUUUCCACAGGGCCAGUUGGCUGUGUGGCCUCCAAGAGCCGGAGUGAGAUACAGAAAGAGACAGAAUCAUCCCUUGACAUUUCUCUUCAGAAAAAAUUAGAGAAUUGGGAACGAGAAAAAGAAAAGGAAAACUUGGAAUUAGAUGAAUUUUUAUUUUUGGAACGGGCUGCUGAUGAAAUAUCAUUUUCUAGUAAUUCUUCCUUUGUACUGAGAAUCUUAGAAAGGGACCAGCAGACCCACACAGGCCGCAGGAUGUCUUCUACUCCUGUCAAAGCUGUGCAGCAGGACAAGGCACAUCAGGUGGAUCCUGGUGCUCAUGGUGAGCGCAGUGAGUGUCAGGCCAUGCUCUUGUCACUGGGCUCCGGGUCACCUGAUGGUUUGAGGGAACUGUCUUGUAAACUUAAUAAGAAAGCCUUCCAGACCAGCACUUUUGAAAACCAGAGCCGAUGGGAUGCAGGUGAUGAUGGCGUUGCCAGCAGCAACAGCAGCACUGACUCUGAGGAGGAGCUUGAUGUCACCAUAAAACCGUCCACUGAGUCUGGGGAGAGGGUCUUCAGCAACAGAGAGGACAGUCCACAAGCGUGUGACGGUAAAGGUCCUUUUAGGGACACUGGGGCUCAAGAAGAUAGAUGGAGGGAUGCUGAUCUGGAUCUGUCUGAUAAAGAGUGUAGCAGUGACGAGUCUGUCAUAGUGGAGCCGUCAAGACGACACUCCUGCCAAGAUGGGAGGAAAAUUGACUUUGAUGAUGAAAGAUCUUGGACAGACCUGGAGGAGAAUCUACAUGAGCAUGUUGGUGUUCUCAGAGAUGAAGCCAUGUACGGUACACCCCAGACACAGUGUCCCAGUAAGAGUGAAGCAUGCGUUCCAGACAAAACAAUAAAAAGGAAGGUUGCACCAGUCAAGAGGGGAGAAGACUUGAGCAAGUCUGACGGGAGCAGGAGUUCUCCUCCUCCAUCUGACUUGAUGGUAAAAUUCUUCCCUUCUUUGAAACCAAAGCCAAAAUUGGACUCACACUUAGAAAAUGAACCCAAGUUAAACAUGAGUCAAGACCAACCACCAGGUGAGAGUGUUCGGUCUCAGGUUUUGAGAGAGAAAGUUAUUGAAUUGGAAUCAGAAAUAGAAAAAUUUAAAGCUGAGAACACAUCUUUAGCUAAACUUCGCAUUGAACGAGAAAGUGCCUUGGAAAAAUUGAGGAAGGACAUUGCUGACUUUGAGCAACAGAAAGCACGAGAACUGGCUCGAAUAGAAGAGUAUAAAAAGGAGGAGAUGAGGAAACUACAAAAGGAGCGCAAGGUCUUUGAGAAGUACACAGCGGCUGCAAGAGCGUUCCCAGAUAAGAGGGAGCGGGAGGAAACACAGGCUUUGAAACAGCAAAUAACAGAUUUACAGGAAGACUUGAAAAGGAAGGAAACAAAAUGGUCAAGUGCACAGGGUCGCCUCAGAAGCCAGAUAGAAAUGCUCGUCAAAGAGAAUUCAGACCUCCGCGAGGAGAUAAAAGUAAUGGAAAGGUUCCGACUGGAUGCCUGGAAGAGAGCGGCAGCUAUGGAGAGCAGCCCUGAAGCCUGCCGCUAUGGGACAGCAACAAAAAAGGCUCAGCCUGUGUCCGUGAAUUCAUCAACUCAGUUCCAAAAGAGUCAUGUUUCUUCGGGAGCCCAGGUAGAAAAAUAUAAGAAAAACUAUUUGCCAGCACAAGGGAAUCUGGCUCGAAGAUCCAAGUCUGUGCCUCCUCGUGACUUAGGCAGCUCGGAUAAAGGACAAGCUGCCUUGCCCAGAGAGCCUCUUGAACCAGUGAACUUCCCAGAUCUUGAAUAUAAAAAUGAGGAAAAUGAGGAAGAGAUUCAGGGAGAAAUCAGUCAUCCUGAUGGAAAGGUAGAAAAGGUUUAUAAAAAUGGGAGCCGGGUUGUCCUGUUUCCCAAUGGGACUCGGAAGGAAGUGAGUGCGGAUGGGAAGAGCAUCACUGUUACGUUUUUCAAUGGUGACGUGAAGCAGGUCAUGCCGGAUGAGAGAGUGGUCUAUUACUAUGCCGCUGCCCAGACCACGCACACCACAUACCCAGAAGGCCUGCAAGUCUUACAUUUCUCAAGUGGACAAAUAGAAAAGCAUUUCCCAGAUGGAAGAAAAGAAAUCACAUUUCCUGACCAGACCAUUAAGACUUUAUUUGCUGAUGGUCAAGAAGAGAGCAUCUUUCCAGAUGGCACAGUUGUCCGAGUACAACGUGAUGGCAACAAAAUCAUAGAGUUUAAUAAUGGGCAAAGAGAGCUCCAUACUGCCCAGUUCAAGAGAAGAGAAUAUCCAGAUGGGACUGUUAAAACUGUCUAUGCAAAUGGUCAUCAAGAGACGAAGUACACAUCUGGCCGGGUUAGAGUGAAGGACAAAGAUGGCAAUGUUGUAAUGGACACAGAAUUGUAGAGAUUAUUGUGGGAUUAAUCAUGAGGUAACACUACGUGGCUCUUCUGUUCAGAGUAUGUACAUUUCUUCAUGUGUUCGGUCGUUUAAUUUAUAUAAUGUGUGUGUGUCUAAAUGUAAAUUAUGUUUGAAUUUUAAAAUUAAAGUUUUACUGCAGAGUCUCUUCCUGGUCUACAUUCUUAGAAACACAGAAGCAGCUCCCCCUUUGUAUGUGUCUUUCUACAGUCAGGAAGAGCCAAACGUUAUUACUUUGCUGUAAACCAUGUACAGUUUAUUUUUUAAACAACUUUGCUUUUUUUGGUCUUGUUUUUUAGAGACUGGGCCCUACUGUGUAGCACUGGGUAGCCAGAAACUUACUGUGUAGGUUGGGCUGGCCAUGAAUUCAGAGAUCCACCUGCCUUGGUCCCCUCAAUGCUGAGUAAAGGCGUGCACCACCAUACAUAGUUUGUGCAGGUUUUCAAAAUAAGAAACCCAAGAGGUAAAAGAGCAUCCAAUCCUUGUUUCAGAGAAUGAACUAAAAAGUGAGUGUCAGUACAGUACUGCAGCCAGUUCUUAGAUGAAAGCUCUCAUGAAUUACAACCAGAGUGCUAUGUAACUUGUCAGAAACAGAGAAGUAGCUGGUGUGAACCAGUCAUAGCCUCCUUCAUCUUAUUACCAGAGAGGUGGCAGCCAGCACAAG